AAUCUAUCUACAUUCCACAUCCAACACACACUCACACAACACAAAAACAGAAGAACAAGAAGCAAGAACUCACAUUCAGUGAGUCAGUGAGUCUCAGAGAUGGCAUCAACUGCCUGUUUCCUCCACCACCAUGUGCCCACCACCACCUCCAAGACUCCGGCGCAUCGUCUUCUACCGAACCUCAAGUCCUCGCAGUUGGUGUGCAAGGCUCAGAAGCAGGAACCUGAAAACAAUGCAACAGUUUCACGCCGAUUAGCACUCACCAUCCUCAUUGGCACUGCUGCCGUUGGCUCCAAGGUCUCCCCGGCUGAUGCUGCCUACGGAGAAUCUGCUAAUAUCUUCGGCAAGCCAAAAACAAACACCGAUUUCUUGCCGUACACUGGGAGUGGAUUCCAGGUGCAGGUACCAUCGAAAUGGAACCCGAGCAAAGAGGUGGAGUUCCCUGGCCAGGUGAUGCGAUAUGAGGAUAAUUCUGAUGCACUCAGCUAUCUUUCAGUAAUAAUACAACCCACAGACAAGAAGGCCAUCACUGACUAUGGCACACCUGAGGAAUUCAUCUCCCAGUUUGAUUAUUUGCUAGGGAAGCAGAUUUUUGCUGGCAAGACACAGGCUGAGGGUGGAUUUGACAAGGAUGCUGUUGCCACCGCAAACAUAUUGGAGUCUGAAACAGCAGACAUCGACGGCAAGAAAUACUACUUUGUCUCAGUAUUGACAAGGACAGCUGACGGAGAUGAGGGCGGGAAGCACCAGCUUAUAAAAGCCACUGUAUCAAAUGGAAAGCUUUAUAUCUGCAAGGCACAGGCUGGAGACAAGAGAUGGUUCAAGGGAGCUAGGAAGUUCGUUGAGAGCUCUUCCAGCUCCUUCAAAGUUGCCUAAGAAUUAAUGUGUGUGUGUGUGUGUAACACUGUGCGCUCUAUUGUUGUCAACUAUGUGAAUGCUAUUAGUGCAAUUGCUUUCUAUUGUAAACAUGGAAGAGGGACGGUCACUGGUAAGAGUAUGGCAGUUUGGUAUUUCAGGAAUGUUAAUAGACCGAAAAUCUCUGUUUUGUA
Dioscorea cayenensis subsp. rotundata (Guinea yam) is the source of this 1049-nucleotide messenger RNA. Its product is annotated as oxygen-evolving enhancer protein 2, chloroplastic-like. The record is from RefSeq and is a predicted model, not a curated record. The transcript is spliced from 4 exons. Gene Ontology annotation, biological process: photosynthesis. NCBI's taxonomy places the organism in Eukaryota, Viridiplantae, Streptophyta, Magnoliopsida, Dioscoreales, Dioscoreaceae. Gene Ontology annotation, cellular component: photosystem II; photosystem II oxygen evolving complex; extrinsic component of membrane. The coding region runs from base 100 to 876 and encodes 258 amino acids. Gene Ontology annotation, molecular function: calcium ion binding.